This is a messenger RNA of Etheostoma spectabile (orangethroat darter), 564 nucleotides long. RefSeq names its product pleurocidin-like peptide WF3. Gene Ontology annotation, biological process: defense response to bacterium. The record is from RefSeq and is a predicted model, not a curated record. NCBI's taxonomy places the organism in Eukaryota, Metazoa, Chordata, Actinopteri, Perciformes, Percidae. Bases 128 to 358 code for a protein of 76 amino acids. The transcript has 4 exons.
AGGGGUCUUUUAAAGUGUGCCAUGAGUUGCAAGCUGUUCACAAAUGGUGCAGUAGGCAAAGAGAUCCGCAUCGCCGGUCGAAUCUCGCUGGGCUCUCUUUACUCCUUUGGCUCUGACUUUAAUCAGGAUGAAGUGUGUCAUGCUCUUCCUCGUGCUGGCGCUGGUCGUCCUCAUGGCCGACCCCGGGGAGUGUAUUUUCGGCGGUCUGAAGGCCAUGUGGAGGGGCGCCAAGCACGGAUGGAAAGAGCACAGGCGCAUGCGUGACAUGGAGAAGAUGAAUAGAAGGUAUGGACCUAACUGGCAGAGCAGCGGAGGCAACGACGACCAACCGGAGGAGAGUGAACCUUAUCGACGCUGAAGUCACACAAUAACACAGCUUUGUGUUUUCGGCUUUGCCCUUUAGAUUCUACAGUUUUGUGCUUUGCAAUGCAGACAAAUGGAGAAGAAACCGCUCAUCUGAGAUGAUAUCUGGUUGAUGAAGACGAGAUAUAUUUGGUUUUUAAACGUGUGUAAUGGCUCGCUAUGGCAGAGUGUCCUAAUGAAUAAAGCAAAAAGCAAAAAGUC